Molecule: messenger RNA, 1509 nt
Organism: Echinococcus granulosus
Lineage: Eukaryota; Metazoa; Platyhelminthes; Cestoda; Cyclophyllidea; Taeniidae
Exons: 1
Coding region: 1-1509 (502 amino acids)
Source: RefSeq, a predicted model, not a curated record
AUGGAUUGUGGGGACGAGGUCGUGGACAUGCGGAAACGGAGUCUCUUUCAUCCCACAUCCGAAUUGAUGGCGAAUAAACGGAUCAAAAGUUCCCCCUUUAGUCCAGGUGAUCAUGCUGAUGGGGAAUACAUGGAAAGACAGCAAAUGGAUAGCAAACCGAGUUCGUCGCUGGGAGAGCCCAUCAGUGCCGAAACAGAAUUUUCAGAAGCCGAUGAGAACGAUGACUUCGCUGCUUGUGAAGACGAUGGCACAGACAGAAAUCAGUAUCUCGCCGCCGCACCAAAUCCCAUGGAUCAGGCUUUGCGCGAACUCAUUCGGAAGUACGUUCGUGCUGAUUACGUCAUCCACUGCCUUGAACUCGCUGGGUUCGAUUCCGCGGUGGUUUUUGCAUGUCUAAAUAGUGAGACUAACAUUCGACAACUGGAGACCUUUGUCGGAGCCACCUGUGCUUUGAUAAAUUCGCAGAAAAUUCGUCAAUACUUUCUCGGUCCUGUUUACGCCCGACACCCGACCAAUUUCAAGCUUCCUGCCGGUGUUGUUUGUGGUCUUCAAUUAGCGGUGGAAGAACUGAAACGAACAGGGACCUUCACGACUUCACCCGCUGUUCCAUUCAGUACGAUAUCAGACGCCGCUACCCAAACCGAAGUGUCUAGUCUUGGGCCGUCUUCAUUAACCUCGUCUUCCGAAGGCAGUCCUCCAGAUCCUGCAUUCGCUAACGCCUCCGAUUCCUCCCUUAUUCCACCUCCCGCCCACAUUUCCACAGAAAACCUCUCUUUCCAUCUACCACCCCCUUCGCUUUCCACCGUCGAAAGUGACUGUAAAAGGCUGUUCGACUGCAUGGGGGGAAGGUUCUCUCUUCCUUCACAAUCCCAAUCACAUUCUCCGCAUUCUAGAAGCUCUUCUUCCACUUCCGUUGAUAAUAUCGACGUGGAAAGGCUGAUACAUCAUUCCUCGGCCAGCGCUUGCCGUCUAGCCGCGCGACAGUUCGUCAACGCGAACCUUGUUCGCGGCCAGCAUUUCGAUAUGGAGAUGGAGGUGUCUGGAGGAGGUGAAAAUGGUCAGAAAAGGGUGACAGGAAUCUUCUAUUGCCAUCUUUGUCGGGAGAAACGCGAAAGAACGUGUGCUGUGCGGUUCUCUGUUGCGAGAAAUCGCUACCCUGUGAUGAGUAAUGUGUUAUCCCACCUCAAAACCCACUUUCAGUAUCAAUCCAGUGCAAAUGCGGCGGCAGCUGCUGCGCCAGCUGCAGCUCCUGCCGUUGGGACGAAAAAAAUUGUCCCUCCACCACCCCCUUCCGUUUCCCCGUCAGCUUUGAUUGACUCCUCAGCCCCCACUGUGGCAUCCACGGAGUCGCCCUUCCUUUCUCCCAAUUCCUUUUGUAAUCUCGUCUCCCGUGUGGUUCAAUUCGCGGCAUCGGCCAAUCCUCUGCCAGCAACGGAGAUGCGCCUACCCUCACAGGUGCCUCUGGGCCAUUCUCCGUCAUUGCCUUCUAAGCUGAGCUCUGUAAACUGA